AUGGAAUCGCAGCUCAUCGCACGUGUGAAUCUAGGCGCUGUCCUGGUGCCUAUGACUGUCCUUUGGCUGCUGCUGCUAAUGCUUCUAAGCUCUGCCUACCCGUGCCUGGGUAGCGACCUGAUCCUUCUAGAAUCCAGACUGUAUCAAAGCGACACAGUAUCCCCUCUGUCACCUGAGAGGCGCAACGACCACAUUUCUCGAACAUUUGCAACUCUUUUCUUGUUGCUGCUUAAUACGGCGCGAUAUAGACGCAACGUCUAUCGAUAUGAGUAUCUUGUCCGACCGCAGUUUAUUUUUGUUCUCAUCGAAAACCCCAACCCGGUAAUUAAGUAG
Akanthomyces muscarius is the source of this 333-nucleotide messenger RNA. RefSeq lists its product as uncharacterized. The record is from RefSeq and is a predicted model, not a curated record. The transcript is spliced from 4 exons. Bases 1 to 333 code for a protein of 110 amino acids. Lineage: Eukaryota; Fungi; Ascomycota; Sordariomycetes; Hypocreales; Cordycipitaceae.